Caretta caretta (loggerhead turtle) is the source of this 2859-nucleotide messenger RNA. It is a transcript of the gene RTF2, whose product is annotated as replication termination factor 2. NCBI's taxonomy places the organism in Eukaryota, Metazoa, Chordata, Testudines, Cheloniidae. Gene Ontology annotation, biological process: mitotic DNA replication termination. The record is from RefSeq and is a predicted model, not a curated record. Gene Ontology annotation, cellular component: nucleus.
GUGCGCCGGAAGCACUCUUCAUCCUGCCGGAAGUACGUUUGUUGUUGGAGAGGGGUCGACGCGGAAGUGCAGCUUGGAGGGGAACGAUGGGUUGCGACGGGGGGACCAUCCCCAAGAGACACGAAUUAGUGAAAGGGCCUCGGAAGGUCGAGAAGGUUGACAAAAAUGCAGAAUUAGUGGCACAGUGGUACUACUGCACACUGAGUCAAGAAGAAUUAAGGAGACCAAUUGUAGCCUGUGAGCUGGGAAGGCUGUAUAACAAAGAUGCUAUCAUUGAAUUUUUACUGGACAAGUCAUCUGAUAAAUCCCUUGUGCAGGCUGCAUCCUAUAUCAGGAGCAUUAAGAAUGUAACAGAGCUGAACCUUGCAGAUAAUCCAGCUUGGAAAGGUGAUAAAGGGAACACAAAAGGUGAUAAAUAUGACGACAUCCAGUGUGCACGCUUUAUUUGCCCUGUGGUGGGCUUGGAAAUGAAUGGAAGGCAUCGGUUUUGUUUUUUGCGGAAUUGUGGCUGUGUGUUCUCUGAACGUGCUCUUAAAGAAAUUAAAACAGAAGUUUGUCACCGGUGUGGUGUUCCCUUUCAAGAUGUUGAUGUGAUUAUACUUAAUGGUAAUAAAGACGAUGUGGAAGUGCUGAAGAAAAGAAUGGAGGAGAGAAGGCUUAAGAGUAAAGUGGGAAAGAAAUCAAAGAAAUGUAAGGCAGCGGAAUCAGUCUCUCAACAAGACACCACUGAAGAUUCUCCAGGACCAUCAGAAGUAAAGACUGCGAAAGAUGGUAUGAACACUAAUUCUGGAGAAAGGAAACAGAUCGUCUUCACAAAGAGUGCAGAAGCUAAUGAAAGUUCUUCUGCAUCAGAAAAAAUCAGUAAAGCUUCAGCUGGCACCACCAAGAGAUCCAUUGCCAACAGUGAGGAGAAAUCAGAGGCAUACAAGUCUAUUUUUACGUCACACAGCUCAGCAAAACGCUCGAAGGAAGAGUCUUCCAAUUGGAUUACUCACACAGCAUACUAUUUCUGAAACAAUUGUAUGCAUGAUUGUAAAAGUCAUUGCUGCUUUUCUUCCCUGAGGCUUUUUCUGUGUAACUCUGAUACAGGAUGUUCAUUGUAAUCUAAUUAUCUGGAAUUAUUCACUUCGCAAAUUGUUUAUAAACUUGUAAAUAACCUGUGUACUUAGGUUGUUUUCAGCUAUUGUUAAACAAGAAAUAGAUGGCCAAAAUCCAUGUCUGGUAAUGUGACUUACUUUAAAAGAUUAUUUACAAAAAAUAUAAUUCUUUGGGGUCAGAUUCUGCCAUCCUUAGUUACACUGAGUAGUAGUUUACUCUUGAUUGCAGUUCCAGUUAGGAUUGCAGAAUCUGCUUACUAGUAAAUAUAUCCUUCUAUGCUUUUAGAUGUAGAAUGAUUACCUACACAAUUUUAGCUGCAGUUGUAAUUGAACUUCUCUUUGUGUUAGUUAAGACUAAAUUUAAUGUUUGUAACUUUCUGACACUGCUUGCUAACAAUAAACCCCCCCACAAUAUUUCCUCUCUUACAUUAACUAAUUUGACUCUAGUCAAAACCAGUACACGUCUCUCUUAAAGGUGCUGGAGAUCACUUUGAAUUAACAUAUGUCAGGAUGGAGUCAUUCAGAAAGCUCAGUAUGAUCUCAGAAAUAAAGUAAAAACUUUUACAAUAGUCUUCUGUUCCAUUUCAAAGGAGAAUGGAGGUGGGGGAAAUGUUUUGCUAUUUACUGCUAAAUUAUUUUUAAAGAAGGCACCAAAAUUGUUUGUUGUUCCCCCCAAAAGUGUUCUAGCUUUUUUUCCCCUCUUACAUUAGAAAUACCAAGUCUGGGCUUCCAUCUUUUUGGUGGAGAACUGUGGAGGAUAAUGGCAUCACACCAUGCUGAAACUUGAGCUGGAGCUUUCUUCCUUGCAGUUGAAGUAGCACUGAGGCUGGGUUUUGUACACCAUUAAGCAGCAAUUUGCCUUUAAUUAAAACAAAUUAAUGGAUCCAAAUCCUUUUAGCUCAACUGAAAAAUAUGAACACACUUAUUACCGUAACUUUUGAUGUUUUCAGACUUUGGAGAAGCAUUUAGUUCAUCUGGUUAAAGCUGUUUUAUGAACCUUGCACAUUAAAAUGAAUAUCAGUGUGUUUAAACACAUUGAAAGAUUGGUGAUUCUGACUCAAGGUUUGGGUGGAAGAGAGAAGAAUUCUACCGAGGACUCCUUGGAGAAAUCAAUAUCAAACUCAGUUUUUAAAAAUUUUUUAUUUGCGACUGUGCAAAGAAAACUGCCUUUAGCCCAUCUGCUUUGUUUUUAAUAUAAAAAGUCCAGAUGUAUGGAAAACUUUUACAUGUUUUAAAUGAUGUCUGUGCCAGAUAGUAGUUUUGAUUUAAGGGGGAAGUUUACAGAUACUGUAUAGUGCCAGGUAUGGAAAUAUUGACUUCUGAAAUCUAUUUUAUUUAAAUGUUAUUUCCCAGCUACUCUUUAGAAACUGCAAGCCUUCUUACCACACUAUGGCUGCUAAUUUCACCCCUUUUUCCUUUUUACUCUAGACAGGCUAGACUAUGGAAGUCCAAUCUAUACAUUUCAAUGAGUCCUUCAGUUUCUUCUUGGAAUCAUUUUGCAAGAGUAUGGAAGAGUGUUUUGAUUAUUCUUCUUUAAUAAUUAGAUGAUGAAUCGGACCACAUUUAUUUAAAAAGCUGUGGACUAAAUUGCAGACAUCCCAAAAGAAGUGCUCUCAAUCUCUGAGUUCAAAUGUUUGCCCAGCAAAAUAGUGUAAUUACAUGUGCAAAUGCUCACCCAGAUGUGUGCAUUCUUUUAUGUGGAUAAAGAGAUGCACUUGCAAACUUUGGGGGCGUGCAUUAAUAAAGACCAUUUUAAAUUUGG